GGAAGAAAGCUGUAAAAAAAUAAUUUUAAAAAGUAUUAAAUGGAAGUGAAAAUGUUGAACUUUACAACAAAUAUUUCCGAAGAUGGUAACAGAACAGAAGAACUAUUUUUCAUCCAGAGCCCUAGCAUAUAUUUAUGGUUGUUUGUGAUUCUGUCUGCGGGCGUGUUCGCGCUGGGGCUGUUAGGGAAUGUUCUCGUGUGGUUCGCGGUUUGGAGAAACCCGCGCAUGAGGUCGGCUACUAACGUGUUUCUCGUCAACUUGGCCGUCGCCGACUUUCUCGUCAUCCUCGUGUGUCUCCCGCCAACCGUGCUCAAUGACGUCACGGGCCAGUGGCUGCUGGGACAGGAGAUGUGUAAAGCCAUCCAGUAUCUACAGAAAGUCUCUAUAUUUGUGUCGGUGCUCACCCUGACUGCGAUCUCGAUGGAGAGGUGGAUGGCGAUUUGCCGCCCCCUCUGGUUCCGCCAGACGUCGGUGCGGGCCAAGCGGAUUAUCGUGCUGCUGUGGUUCGUGUCGCUGUCUGCGGCGCUGCCCGACCUGGUGACGCAGACGACGUUCACGAUCCCGCGACUCGGCGUCGUCUGCAUGCCGAGCUGGACAGACGAGAGUGAGAAGAUCAACCUCCUGUUCAUCUUCGUCAUCUUCUACCUCAUUCCGCUCAUCAUCAUGACCUUCGCCUACGUCAAGGUCGCGCUGUGUCUGUGGAGGAGCACCUCAUCCAACAACAAACUAGGUCAGUCAAUCUCACACAGCUUUCUCUUCUCUAGCAACAGACUAGGUCAGUCAAUCUCACACAGCUUUCUCUUCUCUAGCAACAGACUAGGUCAGUCAAUCUCACACAGCUUUCUCUUCUCUAGCAACAGACUAGGUCAAUCAAUCUCACACAGCUUUCUCUGCUCUAGCAACAUACCAGGCAGCACUGUCGUCCGUUGCGUGUUUCGCGUUAUUAAUAAGGAAUUCUCCAAACCACUCUACAGAACGGAAAUCAGAAAGGCGAUGCCCCUGAAACCCGGAAUUCCACUAAAAGCGUCGUCCAUGUCCAUUGAAUAA
Gigantopelta aegis is the source of this 1047-nucleotide messenger RNA. RefSeq names its product orexin receptor type 1-like. Gene Ontology annotation, cellular component: membrane. The transcript is spliced from 3 exons. The record is from RefSeq and is a predicted model, not a curated record. Lineage: Eukaryota; Metazoa; Mollusca; Gastropoda; Neomphalida; Peltospiridae. Gene Ontology annotation, biological process: G protein-coupled receptor signaling pathway. Bases 40 to 1047 code for a protein of 335 amino acids. Gene Ontology annotation, molecular function: neuropeptide Y receptor activity.